Molecule: messenger RNA, 2685 nt
Organism: Rhopalosiphum maidis (corn leaf aphid)
Lineage: Eukaryota; Metazoa; Arthropoda; Insecta; Hemiptera; Aphididae
Gene: thoc5
Product: THO complex subunit 5 homolog
Exons: 13
Coding region: 670-2487 (605 amino acids)
Biological process (GO): mRNA export from nucleus; positive regulation of DNA-templated transcription, elongation
Cellular component (GO): THO complex part of transcription export complex
Molecular function (GO): mRNA binding
Source: RefSeq, a predicted model, not a curated record
UGCGAUACGUUCAUCAUGUAAUCACUAAUACUUAACAACACUAAUAAGAGUAUAAGACGCCAGACGGAUCACUACCUUUUGUUGUACAAACUUUUUUUUCCAAGUCAACUUGACGAACGCCGCUUGCUAUAAUUCGUAUAUAUACCCGGUGAAGUACACAACAUCGUGCGACCACACCGAACAGAUUAUAGUCAAUACUCUAUAACCACACGGCGGCUUGUUGUUUUGGGCGAUCCGAGCGUGUCUUGUUAAUUUGUAAGUUGUAGGUAUAUUAUAAAUUCAUUGUCUUCGUGCGUAUUACACAAACACUUUUUUCUAUCUCUGUCACUAUCUCUCCCUCUCUCUCCCGACACUCGGCUCGCCAUCCACAUACUGCGUACCUACCUACGUUGCUCGCAUCACCGACCUACCCCGGACACUCGCUCGCCAACGGUCCAAGCACUACUUCAACGGAAAGCAUCUAUUUCGACAGCGUUAAUAUUAUGCAUGUUUCACAAUGAGUGAUUUGUGAUUAUUCAGCGGUGAAUCCACCAACGGAAAAGAAACAGUCAAGCAUUCCUAACGGAUUUUAACGCAGUAGCUAAAUUUGAAGAAAUACAAACAUCUCAUAGAGAUGAAAAUAAUGAUUCUACGAUUUACUUUAAUACUUUACAUAAAUGGCAAGACAUAAUGAAAUGGAAUUAUGAGUUAAAAAAUAAAGACGAUACACCGAAAGAAAAACUUGAAGAAUAUAAAAAUAAUGUAAUACAUUUAUUUUUAAUUUUAAAAAAGUUAAAUAGACUUGAUAAAAUACGCUCAAAACAAAAAAAAGAUUUAUUGAAUAAAAAAAAACAAGAAAUUGAUAGUAAACAUCUACAGCAAGAAAAUCUUCUGAAUGAAUUAUUUUAUUUGAAAAAAGAAAUAUCCAAGUGCCUUCAAUACAAAUCUAGUGAUAGUGAUAUUGACCUUGUACCGUUAGAUACAUUUUGUUUAGAGUCGCCAGAUUCAUCCGAUUUUAUUGAUAAAUUAAAAAGUGGAUUGAUUAAUGAACAUGAUUUACAUAUAAGACGUCUCCAAUGGGAGUUUGAACAGAGGCAAACUCAACAAAAACAGUGUGAUGAAGUUGAAAAAAAUAAAGAAACUAUACUUUCUGAAAUUCAGGAAGAGAGCAGGAUUUUACAAAGUAUUUUACCUAUGCUUAAAGACAUACGCACUGCUGCUCAACCUUUACAACAAAGUUUUGGUUUAGCUCCUUGUCAAGCAAGGUCAUAUGCAGAUAUCGUGAAUGUAUUACCCAAACCAUUAUAUUAUUUAUACAUACAAACAGAUGCAUAUAGGGUAGCUUGCAAAUCAAAAUUCACUGUUUCGAUUAAUGGUGAUGAAGAAGAAGCCAGAAGAUUUGAUUCUAAUAAGAAUAAUGUCGUGGAUACUAAUUCUGAUGAGGAAGUAGAUGUGCCUAAACCAAAAAAACGUCAUCAUAAGAAAUCACGAACAGAUACAAAGUCUGUACAACAAAAAAGUUUAUUAUCAAAACAUCCUCUAUCAGUUAAAUUGACAUUAAGUUUAAAGAAUAAUACUCAGUUUGUUAUGGAAUUUUUUUAUUUGGUUAAUUUAAACUUAAUAACUGUUACCGUUAGUUCAUCUUGGUCUGGAUUUUCUUCAUCCUACUCUAGGGAAUUGCUUUCACCAAGUUCUAUACUUGAUGCAUUAUUCCCAGGCGACAAUGGCAAAGAAAGCCCUCAUAUAGUAAACUUUCAUCAAUUAGAAGAAGAAAAAACUGAAUUCAACACUAUGGAGGUAGGAAAGCCUUAUAUUUGGGCUCAAAGUAUAUGUGGUUUGGAUUUUUUAAAUCCUAAUACACCUGAUUUUUUAAUUUCAAGAAAUAAUAUAGCUCAAGUAUUAAAGGCAAUAAACAAUCGCCUUAAAACUCGUCUUUCAUUGAUUACUCAGCUCGACUGUGGUGACUUGGAACGUAGGUUCAGUAUAAACGGAGUUAAUUUAACUUCAGUUUUAUCCCCUUGGAAUACAAUGACAUGGGAAAAUUUUAUUAAACUUGAAUAUUGUAAACCACAUGUUGAAUUUGGAACAGUGACAGAGAAUGAUUUAUUAUUUAAACGUGUAGUAAAUUAUAAAACAGCAACACUGACUGUAGUAAUGGUAAUUAAAUGUGAUUAUCCAAAAAGUAAUCCUAUAUUCACACUUCAACUAAAUAUGCCAACUAUAAAUGAAGGAAUGUCUGUUUUAAAUUCUACAAAUAAUAAUUCUGUUAGAGAAUUGGAGAGAGAAAUCAAUGUUUUUCAUGAACAAACUGAAGAUGAAGAUAUUAAUGAAAUGCUUAUCAACAUAAUUGGUCGUCUUGUUGUUUGUUUUGAGGUGAUGAUGGAGACUUGGGGGCAUUCAGAUUUUCCCAAAACUAAAACUAUUUUAUACAACAUAAGGGGUCGAGCAAGAAAUCAUCCAUUCAAGGCUGUUCAACAUCAUUCAGGAAUUAUUUUUGAACACCGUUAGACAACUUAUAUUUAUUUGAAAUUUCUGAAUUAUAUACCUAUAUUUUAUUGAGUAUUUGAUAUAGGAUCCUUUGGUUGCUCUAUUAUGGUUUUUGUUUUUAUGUUUAUACAUGCUAUAAUAUGAAAUAUGAAUGCCGUAAGUUUCAUUUUUAGAUUUUAAAAUAUUAUUCUUUAAACAUACAACAUUUUUAUUUGAUUA